CCGCCGGCGACGUCACACAGGACCCCGUCCGUUCAACAUGGCGACCGCUGGCAGGAAGUCGGUGUUGUUCGUGUGUUUGGGGAAUAUAUGCAGAUCCCCCAUUGCUGAAGCAGUCUUCAUGAAGAUGGCAACAGAUGCUGGCGUGAUCGAUAAGUGGGUCAUAGACAGUGGAGCCACGUCCGACUGGAAUAUAGGCAGCUUACCGGACGCCCGUGGUCUGGCCUGCCUAAGGAUUCAUGGCAUUGAGACGGACCACAGGGCCCGACAGGUGACCAGAGAAGAUUUCAUGAACUUUGAGUACAUUCUCUGCAUGGAUGAGAACAACUUGAGUGAGUUGAACAGGAAAGCAAAGUUGGUGAAAGGCUACAAGGCAAAGAUUGAGCUUCUUGGUUCGUAUGACCCUGAGAAGCAGCGCAUCAUCAAAGACCCGUAUUAUGGGAGUGACGAAGACUUUGAGAAGGUGUAUGAUCAGUGCGUACGCUGCUGCAAAGCCUUUCUGGAGGUGAACUCCUAACAACAGUCCGACCAUAAACCAUCUUUGAUGACUCUUUCGGCUGAACAACAAUAAUCAACCUAAAUAUACUUUGUCUGUAUCACACAAGCACUCGUCAGUAUAACCCUCAUCUGUGGAUCUCACUGAAAGAACCAGAGCAUUUUGGUUCAGUGUUGUAAAUGUUAUACAAACCACACAUUGUGUACGUUUAGAAAAGACGCUGCGUGGACAAGUUUGUCCACUGUAAAUUCAGGUGAUUAAUAAAAUGAAUAAAUGAG
This is a messenger RNA of Dicentrarchus labrax (European seabass), 771 nucleotides long. RefSeq names its product acid phosphatase 1 (gene acp1). The transcript is spliced from 6 exons. Lineage: Eukaryota; Metazoa; Chordata; Actinopteri; Moronidae. Gene Ontology annotation, cellular component: cytoplasm. Gene Ontology annotation, biological process: protein dephosphorylation. The coding region runs from base 38 to 514 and encodes 158 amino acids. The record is from RefSeq and is a predicted model, not a curated record. Gene Ontology annotation, molecular function: acid phosphatase activity; non-membrane spanning protein tyrosine phosphatase activity.